This is a messenger RNA of Malassezia pachydermatis, 843 nucleotides long. RefSeq names its product mitochondrial import inner membrane translocase subunit tim22. Gene Ontology annotation, cellular component: TIM22 mitochondrial import inner membrane insertion complex. The coding region runs from base 1 to 843 and encodes 280 amino acids. Gene Ontology annotation, biological process: protein insertion into mitochondrial inner membrane. The transcript has a single exon. Lineage: Eukaryota; Fungi; Basidiomycota; Malasseziomycetes; Malasseziales; Malasseziaceae. The record is from RefSeq and is a predicted model, not a curated record. Gene Ontology annotation, molecular function: transmembrane protein transporter activity.
AUGGCGAAUAAGAUGCCACUUGUGGCACCUAUAUACCUGCCCGGGCAGGAGCCAUUACCAUAUGGAAUGACAGAAGAAGAACGUGCCAACAUGCAUCAGGCUUUAAAAUACCAAAAAUACAUGGUUAGUGCGAUGGAAUCCUGUGUAGGCAAAGCAGCCAUCUCUGGUGUCCUAGGCUUUGGUCUCGGUGCGUUCUUUAGUCUCAUGAGCGCAUCGUUCUCUGUGGAUGAUCCAAUGAGGCAGACCAUGAUUGACCGGGCUGCUGCUGAGAAGGCCAAGAUGUUGGAAGAAGAGGCUGCGAAGAAAAAGGGAGAGUCCACUAAAACCACAACGGUGUCCAAAUCUUCAACCAGCACGCCAGAGAAAGUAACACCCACAGCUACAGUACCGCCAGCACAGCCCACUAGCACAGCAAGCUCGACUGCUGCAAGCACUCCUAACGCACAGACUGCUGCCCCCAAGCAACUGUCAAAAACUGGUUCGAUGCUCAGCAAGCUUCCAGGCGGAAGCUACUUUAGGGAUUUACCAGCGCCACCACCCCAACUUCCCUCUGCAACGAUGCAAAGUACAAAAGAGUUUUUUAUUCAAACCGGCCGAAGCAUGUAUAGCAGUGGUCGAGGUUUUGGUAAGGUCGGUGCCCUCUACUCUGGUAUCGAAUGCUGUGUCGAGAGUUUCCGAGCAAAGAACGACAUUGUGAACCCAGUUGUCGGUGGGUUCCUUGCUGGUGGUAUCCUGGCAAGAAACACUGGGCCGCAAACAGCGUUCGGCAGUGCCGUUGCUUUCGCAGCCUUUAGUGGCGCCAUCGACCUAUUCCUUCGUCGCGAGACCAAGGACGAAGACUAG